This is a messenger RNA of Globicephala melas (long-finned pilot whale), 10359 nucleotides long. It is a transcript of the gene SEMA5A, whose product is annotated as semaphorin 5A. The record is from RefSeq and is a predicted model, not a curated record. Gene Ontology annotation, molecular function: semaphorin receptor binding; chemorepellent activity. NCBI's taxonomy places the organism in Eukaryota, Metazoa, Chordata, Mammalia, Artiodactyla, Delphinidae. Gene Ontology annotation, biological process: negative regulation of axon extension involved in axon guidance; positive regulation of cell migration; axon guidance.
UUGUACCUGGAUGCGGAUGUUCAGAGUUGGGAUUUAACUUUCCUGCGCUUGCGGCGUCCCCGGGAUCCCCGGCAGGGGGCGCUGAGAGCGAGCUCAGGAAGAGGACGAGAGGAUGCUAGGAGCCCUCGGUGCUGGGUGAGUGGGUGGAGGUCCGAGUCAGCAGAGCGAGACCAGGCGGAUCUUGCAGUGAUUUCACAGAGGUGGAGGAUGGUGGAGGAGUUGGUCAGUUGACCUGAGGGAGCUGUCAGCCUUGUUAGAAGAAGGGACAGGAAAGGUGGUUUCCAAACUCAAGGCCCUUAAGUAGAAAGACUCCUUUCAGAGACAAACGUAUCCUUGUAAACUGUUCCUGUUUGUGCAUCUGUCUUCCUCCCUGUGACCGCUGUAUUUACUCAGAAAGAAAUCGAAAUUGAGUGAAGAUAAGUGACGACUGUCUCAUGGAGAGAAGGGUCUCGGCGCAGAUCUGUGUGGGAAGGCUCCAAGCAGGAAGGCUCUGGUAUGUGAGAGUUGGGCUGCCCUGCCUGAGCGACUGUGGAUCCUUUGUGUGAUACAUGAUCAAGGAAACACUCCAUCCCUUCCCUCCUUGGCACUUUCCCCACAUGACGGGACGACGAGCUUCUGGUUAAAGACAAGUGUCCAGAGCCUAAGGUCUCCUGCCCACCAUGAAGGGACCCUGCAUCAUUGCGUGGCUCUUCUCAAGCCUGGGAUGGUGGAGACUCGCCCAGCCGGAGACAGAUGCAUCUCAGUGCCAGAGAGCAGAGCACCCGGUCAUUUCCUAUAAAGAAAUUGGCCCCUGGUUGCAGGAGUUCAGAGCGAAGAAUGCUGUGGAUUUCUCGCAGUUAACAUUUGACCCAGGACAGAAAGAACUUCUUGUAGGAGCAAGAAACUACCUCUUCAGAUUACAGCUUGAGGAUUUGUCUCUGAUCCAGGCUGUGGAGUGGGAGUGUGAUGAAGCAACCAAGAAGGCCUGUUACAGCAAAGGCAAGUCCCAGGAGGAAUGUCAGAACUACAUCCGGGUACUGUUGGUGGGUGGCGACAGGUUAUUUACCUGUGGAACCAACGCUUUCACGCCGGUCUGCACCAACCGCACGCUGAGUAACCUGACGGAGAUCCAUGAUCAGAUCAGCGGCAUGGCACGCUGUCCUUACAGCCCUCGGCACAAUUCCACGGCUCUCCUCACGGCGGGCGGGGAGGUCUAUGCAGCCACGGCCAUGGAUUUCCCCGGACGCGAUCCCGCCAUUUACCGAAGUCUGGGCGUCUUGCCCCCUCUCCGCACCGCGCAGUACAACUCCAAAUGGCUCAACGAACCAAACUUCGUGUCAUCUUAUGACAUCGGGAAUUUCACCUACUUCUUCUUCCGCGAAAACGCCGUGGAGCAUGACUGUGGGAAGACCGUGUUCUCCAGAGCUGCCCGCCUUUGCAAGAACGACAUCGGGGGCCGGUUCCUGCUGGAGGACACAUGGACCACGUUCAUGAAGGCCCGUCUCAACUGCUCCCGCCCUGGCGAGCUCCCUUUCUACUACAAUGAGCUGCAGGGCACCUUCUUCCUGCCUGAGCUGGAUCUGAUCUACGGCAUCUUUACCACCAAUGUGAACAGCAUCGCUGCCUCUGCCGUGUGCGUCUUCAACCUCAGCGCCAUCUCGCAGGCCUUUAACGGGCCCUUCAAGUACCAGGAGAGCUCUCGGUCCGCCUGGCUACCGUAUCCCAACCCUAACCCCAACUUCCAGUGCGGCACCAUGGACCAGGGCCUGUACGUGAACCUGACGGAAAGGAACCUGCAGGAUGCUCAGAAGUUCAUCCUGAUGCAUGAGGUGGUACAACCAGUGACUGCAGUGCCCUCCUUCAUGGAGGACAACAGCCGCUUUUCCCACGUGGCCGUCGACCUGGUGCAGGGCAGGGACGCGCUCAUCCACAUCAUUUAUUUGGCCACAGAUUACGGCACCAUUAAAAAAGUGCGGGCGCCCCUGACUCAGACCUCGGGCAGCUGUUUGCUGGAAGAGAUGGAGCUCUUCCCCGAGAGGCGGCCGGAGCCUAUCAGAAGCCUGCAGAUCCUCCACAGCCAGAGCGUCCUGUUCGUGGGUCUGCGGGAGCACGUGGCCAAGAUCCCACUGAAGAGGUGCCAGUUCCACCACACGCGCAGUGCCUGCAUUGGGGCCCAGGACCCUUACUGUGGCUGGGAUUCGGUGAUGAAGAAAUGCACGAGCCUGGAGGAGAGCCUGAGCAUGAUGCAGUGGGAGCAGAGCAUCUCCACCUGUCCUACGAGGAAUCUCACCGUGGAUGGGCACUUCGGCGCGUGGUCAGCGUGGACGCCAUGCACGCACACAGACGGCAGCACCGUGGGAUCCUGCCUCUGCCGGACCCGCUCCUGCGACAGCCCGGCCCCCCAGUGCGGCGGCUGGCAGUGCGAGGGCCCCCGCAUGGAGAUCGCUAACUGUUCCAGGAGUGGAGGCUGGACCCCCUGGACCUUGUGGUCUCCCUGCAGCACCACCUGCGGGAUCGGCUUCCAGGUGCGCCAGAGGUCCUGCAGCAACCCUACUCCGCGACACGGGGGCCGGGUGUGUGUGGGACAGAACCGCGAGGAAAGAUACUGCAAUGAGCAUCUGCUGUGCCCCCCACACAUGUUCUGGACAGGCUGGGGUCCCUGGGAACGGUGCACAGCACAGUGUGGAGGCGGCAUUCAAGCUCGCCGCAGAACCUGCGAGAAUGGUCCUGACUGUGCGGGCUGUAGUGUGGAGUACCAGCCUUGUAAUACCAACCCAUGCCCUGAGCUGAAAAAGACCACACCCUGGACGCCCUGGACGCCUGUCAACAUCUCUGACAAUGGGGGCCACUACGAGCAGCGAUUUCGGUACACGUGCAAGGCCCGCCUGCCUGAUCCAAACUUGCUGGAAGUGGGAAGGCAGAGAAUUGAGAUGCGGUACUGUUCUAGUGAUGGAACCAGCAGCUGCUCCACCGACGGACUUUCUGGUGAUUUCCUGCGUGCUGGGAGAUACUCCUCCCACACCAUCAACGGGGCCUGGUCAGCCUGGACCUCAUGGUCACAGUGCAGCCGAGACUGCAGCAGGGGCAUUCGCAACCGGAAGCGUGUUUGCAACAACCCGGAGCCCAAGUUUGGGGGCAUGCCUUGCCUGGGCCCCUCCCUGGAAUACCAGGAAUGCAACAUCUUGCCCUGCCCAGUGGAUGGCGUGUGGUCUUGCUGGUCCUCCUGGUCAAAGUGCUCAGCGACAUGUGGAGGUGGACAUUAUAUGAGGACCCGCUCGUGCACAAACCCAGCCCCCGCCUAUGGAGGCGACAUCUGCCUGGGCCUGCACACGGAAGAGGCUCUCUGCAACACGCAGCCCUGCCCCGAGAGCUGGUCGGAGUGGUCAGAAUGGUCCGAGUGUGAUGUGUCUGGGGUCCAGGUCCGCAUCCGCCAGUGCAUUCUUCUGUUCCCCGUGGGAAGCCAGUGUUCCGGAAACACCACGGAGAGCCGGCCCUGUGUUUUUGAUUCCAAUUUCCUCCCGGAAGUAUCUGUGGCAAGAUCCAGCAGCGUAGAAGAGAAAAGGUGUGGAGAGUUCAACUUGUUCCACAUGAUCGCCGUGGGGCUCAGCAGCUCCAUCCUGGGCUGCCUUCUUACGCUGCUUGUCUACACCUACUGCCAGCGGUACCAGCAGCAGUCCCACGAUGCCACCGUCAUCCACCCCGUUGCACCCGCCCCUCUCAACACCAGCAUAACUAACCACAUCAACAAACUGGACAAGUAUGACUCGGUGGAGGCCAUCAAGGCAUUUAACAAAAACAACUUGAUCUUAGAGGAAAGAAACAAAUACUUCAACCCACAUCUCACUGGGAAGACCUAUUCUAAUGCCUACUUUACAGAUCUCAAUAACUAUGAUGAGUACUAAGAGUUCUUCUAUUUUUGGCUUCCUGUAACUGCCCCAGUUCCUCAAGGCCUGUGCUCCAUGACUGCCCGUGUCUCCAAGACUUCAGAGAUGGAGUUUGGGUACUCUCAAGUGCAUUUCAAGCCACUAGUGUCCCAUUGCUGCCAAAAAGACACAUUCUUAAAAGCAACAAAAAUCUAAUCGUGAAAAUCUGGUCUACAAUUCUUGAUCAUUGUUUAAUGAGCCAUGGUGUGCAGGGUUUUUUUUAUUGUGUUCAGUCCAUUUUUCCAACAAGUCAGUUGUUUUCUUGAGCUUUUUCAUAACUGUACCACCCACAAUGGAAGAAGUCUUUAGAAAUGUGAACAUCUUCUUGACCUUGAGCGUAAAUCUUCAUGAUGUUUUAAUUCAAGAAAUUAGGCACUUUAUAUGAGAGCCUCCCCACCUCCGCACGGUUUAUAGUAUUGAUAAAAUGAAGAAUCUGAAUGUGGCCAUACAGUGACUCACCAUGGAUCUCCAUCUUCUCAAUCUGAAUGAUACUGUGUAUGUUUGGACUUGGAAUGCUUCUUGCCUGAGGUCACCCAGGGAUUCAACCUGGCUUAUAUCUGUAAAGGUGAUGGUAUGAGGUGUGAGAUGCUCUACCCUUGGUCUUGUUGCCAUUACUGUAUUGUCCCUGGGGUAGGUGAGUGUAAAGAGCAGAGGUACAGACACGAUGAAGGGGGAACGUGUUCUACAUGCUGUCGUGAAGCUCGCCUUAUUCUGACUUGUGGAUUUCAUGGCAUUUCAGGGAGCUCCUUGUCGCGCAUCAGCCUGGUAGCCCACCUGUCUGUCCACAGUAACAUCCUAAAGAACCACUCUGUAAAAUAACCACUUGUUUAGCAUUUGGAUAACAGACUCUACACCUCCCCUCUCUCUGCAAAGAAAAAUCUUGAACAUUCAUGAUACUGAUGAAGAAAGUAUUGAAAGGACUGAAAUAUAAUUGAAGACAACUUUUUUUUUUAUUUUCCUUGUUACAGAAAGUAUUGAAAAACAUGACAUUUAAUGAAAAGCAACUUUUUUAUUUUCCGUCUCCCUGAUAGAACUAAUGUAUGGCCAUCAGCCCCUACCAAGAGCAUUAAUGAUGUGUAAAGCUGGCUUUCUGCAGCUUGUUGCUGUACAUAUUGAAGUGCUCCCCAAGUACCAAGCUGUCAUUUGCUUCCUCUAGUUCAGGUGAGGAGAUGUUCACCUCUGGUGCCUCUUGUUUUUGAUCUCAGUGCUGCUUUGCCAUCCAUCCACUCCCACUUCUCCCUGCAUGGGGGCAGCAGCAUUUCAAGAAGUACCUUGAGAGGUCAGGGUGUUGGCAAGUAAGGAUUUUAAUGAUUCCAUGGUUCUGAGCUUCGAUCAUUCAUAAGCAUUUCAGGGUGUUUUGAUACUAUCCAGAGGGAUCCCCAGGAGAAAAAAAAAAAAAAAACAGGGUAGAUUACUCGCAAAAAACUGAUGCAUAACAUAUGGCAGUUGGUUGAAUAAUUAUUGAAAGUAAGAACAAGAUUGAAAUUAUUCAUUUUAUGCCUCUGGGUGUUGUGAUAAAGGCCUGGGUGGACAUAAAGACAUGUUCUUAUUGAUAAAUGAAACUUCAGAGCUGGGAAAACUUACAGUGUGGGCAUUGAGGGACACAGACUUUUAGCCUACACAGGUUGGUUAGGUUUUCACCCUAUCCAAUUUAAAGAUUUGAAAAAUCCUAUGUUUAGUAAUGAAUGUUGAUGAGUUCAAAAUAUUCUUAUAUGCCCAAAUUUUCAGAAACGGCUCUACUAAAAUUAAAGUCUAAAUUGCAGUUGGGCUCUGGGAGGUCUGAUAGAUUUCAAAUGAAUGAUUUUCCGGGUCUUUCCAGUGGGAAGUUCAUGUUACAUCUCCCGUAUUCCUUGUAUGCUGUAUGAGAUUGCUCUGUUUCUACGCAAAGUCCACACUUAGGAAGUGAAAUUUAGCCAGAUAGUUUUCUAAUUUUCCUUGGGUUGGAUUUUCAUUGGAUGCUUCAACCCGUCUCAUCACUUUCCUAUAAGAAAAAUGUCCUCAUUUGUGUAGCGUAUUUUAGCCGGUUUUUUAAUUCCUCCCCCGCAAUAUUUUCAAAGCUUAAAAGUUCAUUCUCUUUCCCCUAGGAAAGAGGAUACUGAUAUUUCAAAAAAGUAUCACUGGACUCGAUGGGAAAUGCUUCCCAAAUGACAUCAAAGUUGGUCUUUAAUCAAUCUUGUGCAAUGACUAGGGAAACCACCCUUCCCUACAAUGGAAUUUUCAUGUUGUUGAUUACAUAAAUCUUUACAAUUAUCACUGCAAAGAAAUUCACUCAUUUUUGUUUCCUGACACUCUAUUCAAAAGAAAAUUGUUCUCCUCUCUCUCGUCCUCCUUCCCUCCCUCCAUCCCGCCUUCUUACUUAACAGGAUAUCAGUUUGUUUAGUUUUAGCUAUAAUCCAAGUAUUUUAAGAAUCUAUGGAAUAACUUUUGUUUUCCCAUCAGUGUAGAGCUGUUGCUUAUGUGUUUAUGCUUCCCCUCCGUAGCCCUCAUCAAGCCGCCAUGUGAUGGGCUUUCACAUUGGUACCUACCACUUCUGCUGGAACCUUCAUAAAGCACCUCUUCCUUAGGCUGGGAUGGUUGGGAUUCCUGCCAACACUUGUCACCUUUUAAAUUACUGUGUGAUUUCUUCAUUCUCUUUAUCUUUUCCCUCCCUCCCUUCUUUCCUUCCUUCCUUCCUUCCUUCCUUUCGUUCUGGUACAAGCGGUACAGAUAGAGACUAAUAUUUUUAAAUUGCAUCUCUCUGAGCCUAACAUCAAAUGACAUUAAUCACAGUUUAAUUUCUAGGGUUAUUUCUGGGUACAAUUGAAGUUUGGCUGGUUUUCAUUAGGAAACUGGCUUUAAUCUCACAUUUAAAUUCUUUGGAAGUGAUUCCCCGUGCUCAGUGCUUUCUCUAGACUAGACUAGUCACUGUUAAUAUCAACCCUGCAGUGCCACAGAAUCCCUGCUCGCUGCAUAGGGGGUGACCUUCCCCAAAUAGCUCUGAAGAUGAUGGCUUUGAUGACACUGAGGGCUUUGUCACCCUGAAUGAGAUGGACUCCUGUGAAUUCUGAGGUGCUCUGGGGGGCACAGGAUCAGCCUCUGUUGCGUGAAGACCCAGCAUCCCCAGACUUGGGUGUUUCCUUACCCAGUUGUCUGACUCGCUUUAGGCAUGUUUCUGUGCUGCUGUCCCUGGACGCUUAUGGGAGGUUCUGAACUUCCCUUCUCCUUCAGAGACAUUUCACUAAGCCUAUAGAUUCUGACUAGAAUCGGCAUUAAUAUUGGGAAAAAAGAGGGUUCGCUGUGUGUGUCAAGGGUGGGCAGAGAUUUUAAAGGAACUGAGAGGAAUAAAGGGUGAGUGGACGUGAGGGCCCCCUGCCGUGAAGAAGCCUCUGUCCCCAGGAGGGUUCAGCCCAUGGGAACGGCAUGAGCCACGGGUCUGGCCCCAUUGACUCACCAGUGAUGCAAAGAGAAAGGAAGUGAAUGUGGGAGAAGGUGACCUUGAAAAGAAGGGUACCUGGUCCCUCCCAGCCGAGUGUCCUGGACAGUCCCAGGUGGGGACCCACGAUCUGCUUGCGCAGUCCUGUGGGCUGAUCCCUGGAUCUUGUGGGAUCAACUGCCCAGAGUGCAGGCAAAGGUGCCUCUAUUUCCUUAUUUAUUUGCAAAAGGGUGAAAUUAAUGAGAAUCAAAGCCUGUGUGGUGAGAGUUCCCACUGGAGACUUUGGUAGAGUUCGUGAGUCAGAUGCCUUUCAAGUUAUGGACAAAGUCUCAGCAGGGGAAUCCCAGGGGCUACCUAAAGGGAUGCUGUUUGUGUAACCACAGAUCAAAGGAGAUUUUAUUAAAAAAUAUAUCAGGUCUGCGUUCAGCUAGUCAUUUUGUGUAAACACGUCCUUAAUGCACAUUGGAGGUGCAGCCUCCUUAGUGUCUGAAUUUACAAAUAUUCCAGUGCCCCUUUAUGAGAUUUCCCUCACUUUUAGAGUCAAUCAUGUCCAUUACCCCAACACUGUCAAACCACUUUCAGCAUUGACUUAGCCCUGCGGGCAUCAACUUUCCUUAGCCCCAGGGUGUCUUUUAUAUUUCAGUGGAGUUUUCUUAUGUGUGGCAUUUUGGGGUAACUAUAUUUAAUUCUGUCUUUCUGUUUCAGAAAGUGACUCUGGAACAUCUAUCCAGAGGCAACAGGUAGGGUAGCAGUAGUGGAUGCCAAGCACUGAGUCUGCCUCCAGGCCGCUGCUCUCCAUGUGGCAGGGCUGUGCUUAAAUCUCACAGCUCCAAUAAUCCUUGUCCGUGAAGGCAGAGAAUUAAAACACUAACCUUAAAUCUACUCAUAUGCAAACUCUCUGCUCUUAUUUUUUAAGAUGAUGCAAAUUGGAGUACACAGAUCUCAUUGGCCAUGCCCAGCACAUUUAUUCCUUCUACUGUUUCUAUCAUUUCAUGGUAAUUUAUGUUGGCUUGGUGAUUCAUGUUGACAUGACAUUACCAAAAUUGAUUACCUCUGAUUACCUAUCCUUAACUAUUAUCAGACACUAGAAAGCCAUUCUGAUCAAUGGGUGUGAAGUGGGAGAACAUUCAUCUUGGCCUGAGAAAUGUACAAAAGGGAAUGCCAAAUAUUUCAAAUGUAUUACCAUGUAAGAUAAAAUAUUUGGAGACCAGUGGCCAUUGUGGAAUUUAUUUCUGCUGUUCUCUCCUAUUGAAGUCAUUAAUAUUAGUUGAUUUAAAGAUGUUUUGUAACUCUAUAAAUACAGAACCAAUGCAUUCUGGUUAUCCAUCUUGAUAACCUGAUAAAACACAAGAAAAUAUAUUGCUUUCAUCCUUGCUUAUUUUCUCUUUUGGAAAUUGAAAAGUAAUGAACAAGAUGUAAAGUUGGACCAUUGGCAGGGAUUUUUAAAAUGACUAUUCCAUAAUCUUUUUUAUGGUUUUAUGUUAAAGAUGUGUUAUAGAUAUUUUUGUAGCAGAUGGAUCAAAGUGAGAUUUUUUUAAUGAUCAUAUGUUGCAUCAUCAAAAAUUUGGUACAUGUUUCAGAAGCGUUAAGAAUGGCGACCUGUUCUCUUUUGAAAAUGUAAGUUCACAUUGCAAAGGGUCUAAGAGCAUCAUCAAAACCAAAAUCAGAGCCUGACAUGAAUGUACUGUUCCUAGUGAAAGGUGUCUCAUAUAGUAUUUUCAAAAGACCGUAUUAGUUUUGCCAUAGAAAAGAAAAAAAGCUAUCAAGCUUGUUUCCCAUGAUUCAGUACUAAUUCUCAUUCAGGCAAACAUGUUUUACUUUGUUGCCAUGAUGACAGUAACUAGUGAAAUAUACUUUAAGACCAGAAGGGAGAAAAAUUGAGAUAGAAAACCACUCUAUGGUAUUUCUUAAACUAACGUGUUGGAUGGGCAAUAGAAUUCAUUCCACCCCUUGCAUAUCAGUCAGAAAUCUGAGGCCAGCAGUUCAAACACGAUCCUGUACUUUCUCAGAUUUUUGGCAACUUAAUGCCAAAAAUGGUCCAAAUAUUAUAGCUCAAAAUGAUCCCCAUUUUAGAUAAAUACAAGCUGAAGAGCAAAAUCUGGAUUUCAGAAAAUCCAAACUAUCCUCCUAACAUGUCACUAAGAAAGAGCCUGAUUAGUAAGUGCAGAUGGCUUAAUUUCCUAUUAAAAGUUGCCAGUGCCUUGUUUAAGGUAAUGAUUUAUCAUUUCAUCUGGAUAUUAUUGGUUGAAAGCAGAGGACUGAUUGGCUAUACUUUGAAGAAAAUCAUUCUUAUAUGCCUCUUUGAACUCAGGAAUAGAAAAUGAACAAGAAGCACAUCAUCGUCAGAUGUGAUUUCCACCCGCACUGCGGCUAUGAUGCCAGAAUGGGUGCCACGAUGUGUUCAGAAUUUAGGUGAACCCAGCCUUCCAGAAACUGACAUCACUUUAAUUCUACAUUUUCCAAAAAACACCUUAACGUUCGUUCUGUAGUAGGAAUGUCAAUAGGAUGCCUAUAGAAGUUAGAGGGUUUUGUUACUGUCUGUCUUCAGGCAAGUCUGUAGAUACAGGAAAAUCAGACAUAGGCUGGUGAUGACUGGCACAGAUAUGGUGAGUGGAAUGAGAACCACCUAGAAUAUGGCCUGCUGUUUGUUUGAACUCAAUGUCAAACUUGCUUCAUAAGUUCACAAAGUUUUCAUUCUUAGUCUGGGUUAAGAAAGUUAACAGUGUUUUCUCUGCUAAAUUUGAUUCCUUUUCCCCUGUACCAUGACCAUUGGCCAAAAUCAGAAUUGAACUUCCGCACUUUGGGAGAAAGCACACUAUGAACCUUCAACACAAGCACCUACAUCCACCACCAAAAUUCUACACUGUCUGCAAGGGAAGUGCACAAACUCGGUCCAAGCAUUCUUCAAAAGUGUGUAACUAAAUUUGUGUGUUAUGCCACUUGAUGUGACUUUUGAAGAUGUUAUGAAAUGUUAAAUGCCUCAUUCUGUGUUAAUUUGCUGUUGCUGUUUUGUGAUACAAAAUAAACUUAUUUGGGAUUAUUUCA